AUGUUACUGAGCCUUCUUGAAACAUGUAUUCGAUCACGGAAUCUGAUCCUAGGGCAGAUCAUUCACCAACACCUUCUCAAACGCUCCUUUACGCUGUCUUCCUCUUCCGUGCUCGUCAGUUUAACGCGUCUCUACGCAUCAUGCAACCAAGUGGAACUCGCACGCAAUGUGUUCGACGAAAUUCCUCACCCAAGGACCAAUCCUAUUGCCUGGGACGUGAUGAUCAGAGCCUACGUAUCGAACGAUUUCUCGGAGAAAGCCUUGGAUUUGUACUACAAGAUGCUUGAUUCCGGUGUCAGACCCACGAAAUUUACGUACCCGUUCGCGUUGAAAGCAUGCGCUGUUCUGCGAGCAAUCGAGGAUGGUAAGCUGAUACAUAGCCAUGUGAAAGGUAGAGACUUUAUCCGUGAUAUGUAUGUCUCUACUGCGCUGGUUGAUCUCUAUGCUAAAUGUGGUGAUAUCGAUAUGGCGAUACAGGUGUUCGACGAAAUGCCUGAAAGAGAUGUUGUUUCAUGGAACGCUAUGAUUUCUGGGUUUUCUUUGCAUUGCUGUUUAAACGACGUCGUUGGAUUGGUUUUGGAUAUGCGUGUAAGAGAUGGGCUGAGUCCUAAUUUCUCCACCAUUGUUGGAAUGUUUCCUGCACUGGGAAGAGCUGGUGCGUUGAGGGAAGGGAAGUCCUUUCAUGGGUAUUGCACAAGAAUGGGUUUUAGUUUUAGCAAUGAUUUGGUUUUCAAGACAGGGAUGUUGGAUGUAUAUGCCAAGAGCAAGUGCAUUGUCUAUGCGAGAAGAGUCUUCGAUUCGGUUUCUAUGAAGAAUGAGGUGACCUGGAGUGCUAUGAUUGGAGGCUACGUAGAGAAUGAUAUGAUAAAGGAAGCUGGAGAAGUGUUCUUGAAGAUGUUGGUUGAUGAAAACGUGGCAACGGUGACGCCAGUGGCCGUUGGGCUUAUUCUGAUGGGAUGUGCGAGGUUUGGAGAUGUUAAUGGAGGUCGGUGCGUGCAUUGCUAUUCGAUUAAAGCAGGCUUCGUCUUGGACUUAACCGUUGGAAACACUGUGGUUUCAUUCUACGCCAAGUGUGGAAGCUUAUGUGAUGCUUUUAGGCAGUUUAGUGAGAUUGGCUUGAAAGAUAUUGUUUCAUAUAACUCUCUCAUCUCUGGGUGUGUGGAGAACUGUUGCGCUAGAGAGAGUUUACGUCUGUUUCAUGAUAUGAAAUCUUCCGGAGUUCGUCCAGAUGUAACAACAUUGGUUGGUGUUUUAACCGCUUGCUCUGAUUUGGCUGCUUUGGGACACGGUUCUGGUUGUCACGGGUAUUGUGUUGUUCAUGGCUAUGCAGUGAAUACAACCAUUUGUAACGCACUGAUUGAUAUGUACACGAAGUGUGGAAAGCUUGAUGUUGCCAAGAGAGUUUUCGACACGAUGCGUAAGCGGGAUAUAGUUUCUUGGAACACAAUGAUGUUUGGAUUUGGAACUCAUGGGCUUGGCAAAGAAGCUCUUUCUCUGUUCGACAGCAUGCAGAAUGCAUGUGUGAAGCCAGACGAGGUGACUUUGCUUGCUCUUUUGUCUGCUUGUAGCCAUUCAGGGCUCGUGGAUGAAGGGAAACAAGUGUUUAGCUCCAUGGCUCUUGGAGAUUUCAACAUCACUCCAAGAAUAGACCAUUAUAAUUGCAUGGCUGAUCUCCUAGCCCGUGCCGGUUACUUGGAUGAAGCUUAUGAGUUUGUCAAGAAGAUGCCGUUUGAGCCAGACGUUAACGUGUUGGGGACACUCCUCUCUGCUUGUUGGACUUGCAAGAAUGUGAAACUUGGGGAUGAAGUGGCUAAAAAGAUGCAGAGUCUUGGAGGGAAAUCAGAAAGCUUAAUUCUUCUGUCCAAUACAUAUUCAGCUGCUGAGAGAUGGGAAGAUGCAGCGAAUAUUAGAAUGAGACAGAAGAAAGUAGGGCUUCACAAGACCCCUGGUUAUAGCAGGGUCGAUGUGUGA
Molecule: messenger RNA, 1971 nt
Organism: Microthlaspi erraticum
Lineage: Eukaryota; Viridiplantae; Streptophyta; Magnoliopsida; Brassicales; Brassicaceae
Source: the annotation of a GenBank genome assembly